This is a messenger RNA of Dentiscutata erythropus, 215 nucleotides long. The record is from the annotation of a GenBank genome assembly. Lineage: Eukaryota; Fungi; Glomeromycota; Glomeromycetes; Diversisporales; Gigasporaceae.
CAACCGACCAAAAGAAAUUAAAGAAAAAUCCUGCAAUUUGUACAAAACUUGGUGGUUUUGUACGUCAAGUUGUUAAAGCUAUUCUCGUCGCUCAAGAUGAUGAAAAAGAUACCCAAAAUGUAAUUAGAAAGUUCAAUGAAUAUACCAGAGAUCUAGAAAUUCUGACUAAGCUUGGAAUCGUAGGAUUGUUACCAGUGCAGGAACUUUUAGAGUGA